Penicillium daleae is the source of this 3165-nucleotide messenger RNA. RefSeq names its product putative sister chromatid cohesion factor (Chl12). The transcript has 3 exons. Gene Ontology annotation, molecular function: ATP binding; ATP hydrolysis activity; DNA binding. The record is from RefSeq and is a predicted model, not a curated record. Bases 1 to 3165 code for a protein of 1054 amino acids. NCBI's taxonomy places the organism in Eukaryota, Fungi, Ascomycota, Eurotiomycetes, Eurotiales, Aspergillaceae. Gene Ontology annotation, cellular component: nucleus.
AUGAUUCCGUCGUCGCCCAAUUUCCUCUCAUCAUUCGAUCCGGCCCUCCAUCUCCAUUCCGAAGAUCCUACCAACGCCCCCAACCUCCCUUCCGAGUCCUUCUCCGACGACAUCGAGGCAAUCCACCUGCAUCGCCUCGAACAAACCCGCAAUAAAGUUGUGAUUCAACACCGAGCCUGGAAUUUGUCUGAUGUCUUUCGCAGUGACGACGAUAUAAGACCAGACACCCCGACGAAGGACUACACCGAUACACCGCGUCAAAACGCGCUGACUCGGGCACAAUAUCUAUCUUUUCUUCCGUCCUCACCUCCGAUCUCAGAUAUGCCAUUCAUAGCACAACCAGGGGCAGCAGUGCUCGGCGACUCUGAUGGUAAUGUGCAGAAGCGCAAGGCCACCGAUGUUGAAGAGAACUCCUCGCAGGCCGAACCUAAGCGACAGAAGUUCCUCGGAGGAUUUGUUGACGACGACGAUGACGAAGAAGACGAUGAAGUCGCUGCACUGCAAGACGAGCAGCUCAAGAGCCAAUUCGAGCUACAAGAGAAUCCCGAAUCAGUACCGUCAAACCUCCCUAGCAUUCUGGAAGAACCGCAGAACAACGCAUUUUCCACUCCACAAAAUGAAGACACGCCUACGAUCUCAAGAAUACAAACCACAAUUGCAUCUCGACAUGCUCCAAUCCCACCGAACAAGAUCCAGAUCAAAACGUGCAGCGGCAAAACACACCAUAUCCCGCUUCGCAAGACCAGUGCUCCCGUUUCUUACGAGCGUAUGAUCGCAAGCCGAUCUGAGACCGAGGCCGGACGAGCCAAAAGGAGUUACUAUGGAAUUGAGAUUCACAAAUUGCUGGACGAGGCUGCAAAGGAGGCAAAAGCCACCAAGGCAGCACCCCGACCUGCGGUGCAAGAGUCCAUCGAACGGAUAGAAGGAGACCCAAAGCAGAAGAAGAUUGACUCGAUGAUGUGGACAGAAAAGUACCGUGCUCGCAAAUUCACCGACCUCAUUGGCGAUGAGCGUACACACCGUGCGGUGCUUCGCUGGUUGAAGGGGUGGGAGCCAAUUGUCUUCCCCGGCUUGGUCAAGUCUUCUCGAUCAAAGAAAGCCGGUCAGGGUGAUGAGGAUGAGGAGCGGAUGCAUCGCAAGGUGCUUCUGCUAAGUGGCCCCCCUGGUCUUGGCAAAACUACGUUGGCACAUGUAUGUGCCAAACAGGCCGGUUACGAGGUCCUCGAAAUCAAUGCCAGUGAUGAGCGCAGCAGAGAUGUGGUUAAGGGCCGCAUCCGUGAUGCGCUAGGGACGGAGAAUGUCAAAGGUGCCAACGUUGAGAUUGGUGAGAACAAGGUCCGUCGGGCUGCCAGGCCAGUAUGUGUCGUUGUUGACGAGGUUGACGGCGUUGUCGGAGGAGCUGGCAGCGGUGGUGAAGGUGGUUUCAUGAAAGCCUUGAUUGAUUUGGUUAUGCUCGAUCAACGCAAUGCGCGUUAUGUCGCUGAGCAUGGCGGCAAAUCCGGCAAGAAGCGCAAGGGUGAUAACUUCCGCUUCCUGCGGCCGUUGAUCCUGGUAUGCAAUGAUCUGUAUCACCCCAGUCUUCGCCCUCUGCGAGCCUCUACGAUUGCAGAGAUGAUUCACGUUCGACAAGCGCCAUUGGAGAAUGUGAUCCAGCGUGUGAAGAACAUUUUCAGCAGAGAAGGUAUUCCAUGUGAUGGUGAUGGAGCCCGAAGGCUAUGCGAAGCGGCUUGGGGAUUAGAACCUCGAAGGAAACGGGGUUCUAAGAAUAACGGGUCCGCCGAGGGUGAUAUCCGAAGCGUGCUUGUUGCUGCUGAGUGGGUAGCACAUAAGCUUCGAAAUGAAGGCUCUUCGUCUUUGAGACUGACUCGAAACUGGUUGGAGUCACGAGUGCUCGGCACGUCCACUGAAGGCGGCUCCUUUUUCAAAGAGAUGAGCCGUGGCGGUGUCCGUGAGAUUGUGAAUCGGGUUUUCAGCGAAGGGGCGGGGUUCACUGAUGCUCCAGCUGGCAUGUCUUUCCAGGGCAAAUUCGACAGCUCUAAUAGCCGUGUUCCAGUGGGAGUAGCAGACUUGCGCAAACGACACGCUAUCAAUCGCCUACGGGAGAUGAUAGAUGCUAGUGGUGAGCAUGACCGGUGUGUCACCGACUGUUUUGCUGCAUACCCGAACCAGCAAUACCGGGAUGACAAUUUCCUCUCAAAGCCCACUGCCGCUUACGACUGGCUUCAUUUCCAUGACUCGAUCUCCUCGAGAGUACAUCAGUCUCAGGAGUGGGAAUUGGGCGCGUAUCUGAGCCAGUCCACGCUUGCAUUCCAUCAUCUUUUCGCCUCGGCUGCUGGCAAGGUUGAGAUGAAUGAUCGCGACAACGAGGAUGAGAACGCCGAGGACGAGCAUCCUUUCUCAGGACCCAAAGCAGACUUCCUUGUAUUCGAAGCACAAAAGGAGAACCGCUCUAUCUUGAACGGAUUCCAGUCAUCUUUACCGGCACCCAUGAUUCGCAUGUUCAGGUCCGCCGAUAGCGUUGUCACGGAUCUUAUUCCGCAUUUGAUUCGAAUGCUGUCCCCUGACGUUAAACCCGUCAUUGUGCGUGGCGGCGGUGAGCAGAGGAGUACAGCCAGCGUUCGCAAAGAAAGCGAGCGUGCCCUCGUCCAGUCGGCCGUGCGGGUCAUGUCUGGUAUGGGUGUUACGUUUGAGAAAGUCCGAGUAGAGCAUGAAGGCGGAAGUCACGGUGGCUGGGCCUACAGAAUGGAGCCGUCACUCGAUUCGCUGGUGGCUUUCUCCAAGAUGACAGGGAGUUCUUCAGCAUCGGGCUCUGCGCCUGUUCGUUAUGCAGUCCGUCAAGUUCUUGACCAGGAGUAUCGCAAGGAGAUGAUGCGCAAGCAAUCUGAUGCCAAGAAUGCCGCCAGCGGUAAGUCUCUUAAUGGUCAAUCCGUAAAAGAGCAGCAAGGUGGUGCUAGUCAUAAAGUCACUGGCGAUGCCGCUCUUAAACGGGAUUUCUUUGGACGGGUCAUUCAAGAGCCUAUCGGGGAGACCAAGGAAACCGAGAGCGGUAACCACUCGGACGAGACUUCCAAAGCUGGCCGGAAGGUGUGGGUGACUUAUCACGAAGGGUUCUCAAAUGCGGUUCGCAAGCCUAUCUCUCUGGGGGAGUUGUUGGCAGGGCUGUGA